Molecule: messenger RNA, 2749 nt
Organism: Anolis sagrei ordinatus
Lineage: Eukaryota; Metazoa; Chordata; Lepidosauria; Squamata; Anolidae
Gene: NECTIN3
Product: nectin cell adhesion molecule 3
Biological process (GO): heterophilic cell-cell adhesion; homophilic cell-cell adhesion; symbiont entry into host cell
Cellular component (GO): apical junction complex; adherens junction
Source: RefSeq, a predicted model, not a curated record
CCCCCCGGCGGCGGAAUGGUACGCGCCGUUCCGAUAGAGGGCGGGGCGGCGGGCGCGGCGCCUCCUCGCACUGUGACACACGGAGCCGGCGCUGGCGGGGAGCGGAGCCGAGGUCUUCGUCGCGGCGGCGGCGACGGGGAAGGAGAAGCCUCCCUCCGGCACAGCAUGGAUGCCCUUCUUCCUCCUCCUCCUGCUCCUCCUCCUCCUCCCGGGCGCCCCUUCUGCCUGUCGAGGCGGUGGCCGAGGCGCUGCCUUCGCUGCUGUCCCUCCCACUCCGCUUGGCUGUCGCUCGGCUUGCUCCUCUCCCGACUCUGCUGCGGUGCCUUAGCUGGACCAGUUGUUGAUCCACAUGUGAGAGCAGUAUGGGGGAAGAAUGUUACACUGAAGUGCAUAAUUGAUAUAAAUGAAACGUUAACACAAAUUACAUGGGAGAAAAUACAAGGAAAGAAUGCUCAGACUGUUGCUGUUCACCAUCCUGAUUACGGAUUUUCUGUUCAAGGAGAUUAUCAAGGAAGAAUAUCACUUAAAAACACAUCACUUACUGAUGCAUCUAUCAUCCUAAAGAAUGUAACCUUCUCUGAUUCUGGACAGUAUGUAUGCAGAGCAGCUACAUUCCCACUAGGAAAUUUUCAAUCAACAACGUCAGUAACUGUCUUGGUUGAACCAAUUGUGAGCCUAACAAAGGGACCAAAUACUUUAAUAGAUGGAGCCAAUCAAACUGUUGCAGCCGUUUGCACAGCAGCCACUGGAAAACCAGCUGCCGAUGUUGUCUGGGAAGGUGAUCUUGGUGAAAUGGAAUCCACUUCAAUCUCUUUUCCAAAUGAAACUGUGACAGUGGAGAAUCAAUACAAGCUUGUCCCCACCAGGUUUGCUAGAGGGAGACAUAUAACUUGUGUUGUGAAACAUCCCGCUUUGGAAAAAGAGAUAAGAAUGGAUUAUGCAUUGGAUAUUCAAUAUUCCCCUGAGGUUACAGUAACCGGGUAUGAUGGAAACUGGUAUAUUGGACGAGAGAAUGUUUUACUCAGGUGUAAUGCUGAUGCAAAUCCACUGCCAAUGGAGUUUACAUGGAGUCGAUUAGAUGGAAGUUGGCCUGAAGGUUUGCAGCCCUUAAACAAUACUCUGCAUUUCAACAGCCCAUUGACUUACAAUUAUACUGGAACCUAUAUUUGUAAAGUGGCCAAUUCAUUGGGCCAAAGAAGUGAUCAAAAGACUAUCUACAUAUUAGAUGUUCCAUUUAAACAGUCAUCACCAGUAGCUGUAGCUGGGGCUGUAAUAGGAGCAGUACUUGCUCUGUUUAUCAUUACCAUCUUUGUGACAGUACUACUCACUCCUAGAAAGAAAAGGUCCUCUUACCUGGACAAAAUGAUUGAUCUUCCACCAACACAGAAGCCACCAUCUUCGUAUGAGGAAAGAGCUCGUUCCCUGUCACAGAAAGAAAUAAUUCUGCCAAACUACAGAGAAAAUCAGUGCCGAGACAAGGAAGCUGGAAACCUGCCACACAAAAUGGUAAACUGCAGGCAAUUCCGCUAUGAAGAUGAAAAUCACCUGCCUCAAGACAGCCAUCAGAAAAUGUACCCCGUUUUCAAACAAACAAAUUGCAAAGACUGGAGCAACAGGGAUUAUCCAAAUCCAGGCAACGGAAAAGUAUUUAUAAAUCCUAGGGAACAUUAUGUGUGAUUUGACUUCUCACAUAUGAAUUGAGGAAUUCUCAGCUGGGAAUGGAAGAAUUCUCACUUGUGAAUUGAGGAAAAUAAUAUCAAUGUCAAAACACUGUUUUAUACGACAUGGAUUUCAAGUUAAUGCAUGCCAUAGGUUCAGUGAGUACUCUGCUUUAUUUGUGAAUGAAGAGGAAGAUAAAAUAGUAGGAAAACCCAAAUGCUUGGAGAUUAUUGGUUCUUGAUAGAUAGAUACUGUUACAAUUUGCUGUUUUAAGUGCAUUAGUCACAAUAGUCUAUGUACUUUAAGAUUAUUCCUCUGUAGGUAAAAUAUGUAUCUAAUGAUGAAUUUAGAUGACUUGUCUUGCUGGUCCUCUAAAUUCUUUCUUCCUGAAACAAAUAUACCUAAUGAGUUUGCAUGAUCUCCUUUUGUCUACAUAGUUUAUGUCACUUUCCACAGCUCCUUAUUAAAGUAAUUUGGCUGCUCCUUAUUGGUCUAUGGAAAGUUGCAACAGGAUGACAUUACAUGAAGUUGUUCUUUAUGAUAUGAGAAGAUGGGAAUUUGUACUUCUGUUUUGGGGAGCAGCCAUACAUACUCCUAAGGACUAGCUUCCUUCCCAGAACAAUGCUGGCACUUUUAUUGUUCCUUGCAAAAUGCUUUCUUGCGCUGCUGGUACCAUAAAUGUCCUACAUACCAUUUGCUGACAUUGGCCAAUAAAUACUAUCCUGUCAUUGGUUCAAAAAUGUAAUGAUAUUGCUCAUAUCAACAGAAUAGAACUUUAAGAAUUCACGUCCUUAUUGUUUCUUUUUUCACUUGAAUGAAAUUAUCUUAAUAUUUUGCUUAAAAUUUCAUGCCAAAAAGAAACAAUUAAAAUGUUGAAAAUGGAAGAAGUAGCUUGCUGUAAAGAAAUAGAAAUAAAUGUAAUACAAUAGCAAUAAUUGUAUGUUGUUUCUGUUUUAUAGCUAGUUCUAUACAUUAUGUUUAAUAUACAGCUAGGUUAGUAUAGAGUUUUUCCUGCAUUUGUAAUGCAAUUUGUUUUCUAUUAAUCCUUUGGUCCAAUUAUAUGUAAUCAUAUAAAGCGUUCCCAUAUUAA